Triplophysa dalaica is the source of this 6413-nucleotide messenger RNA. RefSeq names its product N-acetyltransferase 8-like (gene aspnat). The record is from RefSeq and is a predicted model, not a curated record. Gene Ontology annotation, cellular component: mitochondrial membrane. The coding region runs from base 160 to 1011 and encodes 283 amino acids. The transcript has 3 exons. Gene Ontology annotation, molecular function: L-aspartate N-acetyltransferase activity. Lineage: Eukaryota; Metazoa; Chordata; Actinopteri; Cypriniformes; Nemacheilidae.
CGCAUUAUAAAUACACCGUGAUGCACCGGCAAGUCUUGGUCGCGAGGAAGCUCAGGGUUGCAGCAGUACAUCAGUCUUUUUUCUUUCCAUAACAAAGAAAACCAUCAUCCAUCAUUUCCUUUUUUUCUCCCCAAUUCCAGUUAAUUUCAGGCCAGUUGCAUGCAUUGUUCGUCUCCCAAAAUGGUUUGCGAGACAAAAAUCGUUGCAGACGAUCAUGAGGCCAUACCUGGGACCAAAAAAGAUUCAAUUAUAGUUUCCUCCUCGCAAAUGUGGACGUCCUCUUCUUCGCCUUCUCACAGUGCGCGCGAGACUAAGGUGGUAAAACGGAACCAGGUCAUUAUUCGUGAAUAUGAACGCUCAGACCAUGAGGAGGUGCUCCGGAUUUUCAAGGAGGGAAUCUUGGAGCGGAUACCCAAUUCGGCAUUUCGGGGUAUAACGCAGCAAACUCGAAGCCAGUGUAUCUAUGCUCUCCUCACAGUAAUGUGCUAUGUUAUGACCAAAUCCUUCACACUGACCUUCUGCAUGCCCUUUAUUCUCAUGGGCGCACGUUAUUACUACAGCAGAAAAGUAAUUCUCAACUACCUGGAAUGCGCUCUGCACACCGACAUGGCUGACAUUGACGGAUAUUACAUGAAACCAACAGGUUCUGAUUUCUGGGUGGCCGUUCUGCAAGGCCAAGUGGUGGGCAUCGUGGCAGCUCAAGGCCGAGAAGACGACAACACAGUGGAACUCCGUCGCAUGUCUGUGGACUCUUGCUUCCGUGGAAAAGGCAUCGCCAAAGCUCUGGGUCGACGCGUUCUAGAAUUUGCAAUGUUAAACAACUACUCCGCCGUGGUUCUGGGAACAACGGCAGUCAAGAUGGCCGCCCACAAGCUGUACGAGUCAUUGGGUUUCCGGCGAGUGGGAGACACUGAGGACUACACGCUGCCAGGGAUGACCCGCUCACCUCUUGAGAGGCUCUGCUUCCAGAUUCGCUACAGCCGGUACCGAUUACAGCUUCACGAAGAGUGAGAGGCAGAAAUUUUACUUAAAUGUGAAAGAUAGAAUAUAAACAACGCCGCCGGCAAUGACCCUGAACCAUCUGCUGAACUGGUCCUUUUCAACCUAUUUAUUUAUGUUGUUUUCCUACAAUUUUAUUUUUUAUGCUCAUUUUUAAUGGAUGUUUCAUUCCUUUUAUCGCUCUAAAAAUGUCUCUUUUCAUGUUCAUCGUUCCACCCUAAAACACCAUAACCAAGUCCAGUAAUGUUUUGGAUCAAAAAACAUUUCUUCAGUGAACUUUCUUUAAAACACAAAAAUCAAACAAGACAACUUAUUUCUGGCUCUGACACUUUUCCAAUUCAUCUUAAGGGCCAAUCCAUAAAGUAGCACAGAUCACUUCAAAACAGUUCAUGAAGUAGUGGACGUAGGGACUAGAGGGUUGGAGGCAGAAAAGUUUUAUCCACCUUUUCUGAGGAAAUACCGAAGAAUGCGUCUGAACCAUCAAACAGCAGUCUGGUAGGAUUUGUAAGUCUGUCCAAAGCACAACAUGUCUUUUCUAACCGUGUCUGUGCGCCCCUUCUGCCAUCAGUCACAACUUUGCAGCAUAAUCUUUGUUUCCAUGUUGGUCGAGCAUGUUCUUUGUGUUGAGCUCGAGCGGCAACCUUCCGGUCUCCCUCGUGAAACCAACACGGAAGUGACUUAAACGGCAUUUCAUUGACUGGCCGCUAGAGACUGGCUCCAAAACAGAGCAGAAUCUCACUAAUCCCCAACUUUAUAGCAGAAAAAAAAUGUUUACAGCCUGGUACAAAAAUUAGUUUGGUCUAUAAAGCUAAUUUUGCCCUUCAUGACAAGUGUGAUGGGGGUGAUUUUUUUAUAACUCAUCCAUUUAAAUUAUAUAAAGCCUUAAAAUUCUGCGUACUUAGGGGCGUGGGCACUUGAGUGACAAGUGCUUUCAACCAACCAGGCAACUCUGCUUCACCCACAUCCCGCCUUUUCCCCCGUUUUUAUUAUCCGGAAGUGACAUGCUGCCAAGAUGGCGACGGCCGGCUCCGCCCACUUUAGGCUUCAAAAUAGCUAUUCACAAACCUACAGUUGACGUCACCGACUCUACAUCCAUGUACGUCUAUGGUUGAGCUACAGUACCAACAUUUAAAAAAUCUGAAAGUUAUUUCAUGGUAAAUAUAAAAUAAAUUCUUUAUUUGGCUGAGGUUAAAUUUGCAGUGAAUUUAAGUUUACAAAUGUAAUUACUGUUACAAAUCUAGAUUAAAGUGAAAUAUGAUUUGUGUGAAUGUACACACACAUUUCAUAUACAUUCAGAUUCAUGAAUCAGAAUUUUAGCACACACCAAUUUUUGUACUGGGGUUAAAUAAAGCUUUAAAAAGUCCUUAAUUACACUUUUGUAUACUUUGCGGCUAACUUUAAUGCAAAAUGCGAAAUAUGGUGAUCAAAAUAGUUAAAUGCGAACACGUUUGAAGCGUAUUUAAAAUGAUCUUGGGUGACAUAACAGAAGCAAUAUAAUGAAACCAUAAAUUCAACUGAGCACAAAUCGAAAUUUGGAUAAAUGUUAAAAUCUAACUGUAUGAGUAUACAAUAUAUGACUUUAUAUCCGACAACUAUUCAAUAUGUAUAUGAAAAAAGUUUUAAUACAUAUACACAACAUACCACAACACCAUAAUCUCUCUCCGUGUCCAUCUUCCUAUUAUAGUACCAGCAGAGUGAGAGAUCCAAACCACAAUGAGCCUCAUCUGUGACUAACGGUUGUAUAAAGUUAAAAAAUAAUCAAAUGUGAUAAAAACAUAUAUACAAAGAAGUAACAUGUAGUGCAAAAAAACAUGAACCUCACCAGUUUUCCUUGACUUGACUUUAACCCCACCCCCAUCCAAAAAUCUGACUGCAACCCUGGGCCAGACCCCUCCCUCCCUUAUGUCCCCACCCUCUAACCCAAGCCCCAUUUCUGCAUGCCCCACUUUUUGCACUGCCUUUUUCAUCCGAGCUUGUACUACCCCAUACUUCCCUCGGUGAUGUCACAGUAGCAGUGUGGAGAUUAUGGGCGUGUCUUAGAAUGUGACAUGGGCGGGGUCAACCAAAUAAUAGGAUUACCCACCAGCUUGCUGCUUCAAUGACAUCACAGUUGCCAAAAGUAGAAUGCAAGAGCAAUGCAAGUGUGUGGCAUGCCUUUGUACCCGGUUUGUGCGUACAGUGCCUGCCCUUGAAAAAUAACUAAACUAUAUUUAAAACUAUGUAAAACAAGCUUCAGUUUUUAAACGGAACAUAUACCAAAAGUGUGUGCUUCAUUGUUCGAAGAAAUUGUUGUUGCAUGAAACGUCUUUGAAUGAAAAAUGAGCAAGAAAACACCAUCUUUCACAUGGCAAGUCUUAAAAGAGGAACUGUUGCUUUUAUUUAAUUCAAGUUUAUUCUAAAAUACUUGAUUGUUAUGUUGUUUUAAAAUAUGGUAAGAUGUGCUUUUCUAGCUAAGACGGCCUGAUUGUUAUUACCAAUGAUUGAAUGCAAUGUUUUGAUGACGACUAGCCGAGGAAGGACAUUCCUAGACCAGCUAUGUGGGUUGACAAUGAAAAAGGCACCAAAACCGCAAUUUCAGACACUUUAAAGACACAGAUUUGCCAGUCAAACUAGCAUUCACUGGUUUCCCUUAAAACAGCCCACAUGUUAAAUGUUCAGUGAAACUGCAUUUGAAUGCAUUGAGUGGAAAGGUUGGGCUGAUAAAAAAUGUGAGGUGAUGUUGUGUACACCAUAAGUAUGAACAUUGCCUGUGUAAGCCUAAAGCUAAUAAGCUACAGAAGAUUCCACAUAUCUGAGAUAUCUACUAUGUAAGGUUAUUAAAAUCAUUUGAUCGCUGAUCUGUUAAAAAAGAGACACUCCAAACUACACAUAUGGAGUAUUGUAUGAAAAUAUGAAUGCAGAAAUGAUCUCAUACUCUAUAGCCUAACCCUAGCAGGCACAGGAAAUACCGAAGAAUGCGUCUGAACCAUCAAACAAUAAUUCAAGGUUCAUAUUGACAGAAAACCACACAAAUGGUAUUUAUCUCUCAUUAGUCUUAAAAGGGUCAACCUCAGUCGUGGCAGUUGUGAAUGUACAUGGAAAUCAGAAAUGUAUUAAGUUUUUCAAAGAUCCUGAUUUGAACGGUGAUGUAUUUCGGACCUUUUGCUGCGAGUGUUAUUCUGCUGUAGGGCAAAUGCCUUGACUUUAAAAGCGUAUUAUUCUGAAUGCAGUUAGCAUGGGGUUGGGAAUUUCCAGUAUAAGGUGCAUGUAUUGUUACCAGAGCCUUACUGUAAUGCUAAAACGGCAAGCAAGUGCAAGAACAUUGAUCACUGCUCGGGUUAACUAAAUUUGUGGAACAGCCCUGAUCAUGCCACUAGUUUUGCACACGCUAAGACUUUUGCACACGCUAAAGGCUCAACUAAAUAGGAUGUAUGUAUGUAGUUUGUGCGAAGGAGGCUGGGUGAAGGGUUUAGAUCGAUACCUCAGAAGCAACCGAAACAGUCAACGGUUUCAUUUGAUAACAAACGGCUGUUCAAUGUUUCUGAAAUUUGUAUGCUGGAAUUUUUCAAGUGCUCGAGGCAGUUCUGAAGGAAGGAUAAUAAAACUGGGGUUUUACCCAUGAAAGUGCAUUUUUUGUAUAUACAUUUCUAGGGUAUGUGUUAAAGAGAAAGGUUGAAAGUUAUCAAUGAUUAAUUUUCCUCGGAUAGCUGCUACAAUGGAGCAUGGAGGGGUGGAGAUGGGAAGAUGGUCUCUGUAUGUGAUGGUGUGGAGUAGCUCCCCUUCAUGUUUCUAAUUGAAAGCACUUGCAGCAUAUUUGUAUUAUAUAUAUAUUUUUUGUCCCAUAUGCUUAUGAUCCAUUAUAAUGUAUUAAUAUUAUUUUAGUAGAGUUACAUUUGCCAAAGUUUAGCUGUUUGCUGUAUUUCAUUCUUUUGCUCUUUGUUUUUCAAAUGUAUAAUUGUUGCAAUGACUCCAUAUUUGUAGGACUGAUUUGGAAAUCAAGCCCACGUGCCAUUUAAUUAAGCAAUAAUACAAAGUUGAAAAAUAACAUGAUCCAUGAGAUAUAAAAAACCUGGACAUAAAAGUGUUCAAAUGCUGCAAAGAUGUUCAAUCCCUCAUACUUUACUGGUGACAGUCACAACUAUGUUAUUAGUAUUGGCACAGCAACAUCAACACAGGCAAGCCAAGGUCUGACCAGGUGUGAAUGUGAAUUUUGUUUGUAUAUUCUUUUUAUUUUAGAAUUCCUUGUUUCUAAUUACAAAUAACAUGUUUACUUGCAUCUUUGAGAUGAAUUCUUAUGUUUACCGUGGCUUGUUGUGUUGUACUGAUCCAAAGCCCAUAAAAAUGAACACGUUUGACCGAGUGAUGUAAAGGACCUCUGAAAGUUACGCCAAGCUCUGACGCCAAGCUCUAUUGGUCAAUCUCAAUUCCACAGAGACUCAAACAGUCUACUACAGUUAUCGAAACCCGAAUCAACUCCAACAAUUUCCCGAAUGGCGCAACACGCAUAGGUUUAUAUGAAGCUUUUAUGAUUUUAUGGAAAAUAAAAACAAUUAACCUUUUUUAUUAACAUUUUAAUAUGUGUAAAGUUGUAAAGUGUAAUUUACUGUAAAUAGCAUCUGGGGACUUUUUGUGAUCAUUUUGUAUCAAAAACUACAUAAAGAUAAUUAUUUUAAGAUCUUUACAAAAACAAAAAAAACCUACACUCUUUGGGAAACAACUGCAAACUGAAAUUCCAAUAUCUACAACUCACAUUUGUGCCAAUCAGAGCAAAGCAACUUUCAGAGUCCCUGCCAUCCUCUCAGCACUGAGUUUAUAAGGGGGCAUCCGAACUGUAGGUGACUGUCUGUUACGGAUAAAUCCCUGGGUAAUGUAUGGCACUUAUGAGGUUAUUUUACAAGAUUGCUGUAAUACUUCUUCGUUUCAGUCCACAUGUUUACAAAGUGUAAGAAGGCAUUAUUUGUUCCUAUCAUGUCAGCAUGCCGACCAGUUUCAGUCAUUGGCUGCCUGUAACUAUAGAGACAAACCCACCCAAAGCAAAGCAGGGAAAUGAUAUGCAGCCCUACAUAGGAGUGGGGUCAGUUGCCACAAGUGGGGAUGUGUCAAGUGUAGGGGUGGGUGUGGCAUAACAAAAAGUGUGUAAACGGGUUUGAGGUUUUCGGCCGGGCAAAUCUGACCUUGCUUUUCCUGUUUGGUUGCAGUGAUCACCUAAUGGUUCUUUGAGUCUGAAAUCAUUUUACAGCCUUGAUUUAUUUUAAUUUUCUUAAAGGUUUUGUUGAUUGUUUUUAAAUGCUGUUCACUUGCCCCCCAUUCUCUUUUCCUUUCAUUUCCUUAAUACACAGGAACUUUGUAAAGAUGUAAAGAGAAGUUUUCCUGAUUUAUGGAAGAAAGGGAUGUAAAUACUGUAUUGAUUAAAGGUGCGAUGCAUAAAGCUUGUA